AUGUCCCCUCCCGAAGCCCCCACCCAGUGUCGGGAGGGACAGAGGUCCAGGCAUGUGCUAGCCAGAUUGAGAGGUGGACUCUCCCCCUCCGUCCCCCAUCUCAUCCCCCUGUCCCUCCACGGAAGUGACAUCGAUGGAGAUCUCAACGAAAGUAAGGAAACCAAAGCCGAUGACAGCAGCUUUGCCAGUAACGACGACGAUUCGUGUAAAAAGCUGGAAGAUAAAUCAAGAGGCAAAUCAAACGUGGUAAAACCUCCUUAUUCCUAUAUCGCUUUGAUUACCAUGUCUAUCCUGCAGUCACCGAGAAAACGGCUCACAUUGUCAGGAAUAUGUGAAUUCAUUAUGAACAGAUUCCCCUAUUACAGGGAGAAAUUCCCUGCCUGGCAAAACAGCAUCAGGCAUAACCUCUCCCUCAAUGACUGUUUUGUGAAAAUUCCCCGUGAACCGGGAAAUCCCGGAAAGGGAAACUACUGGACCCUGGACCCCGCCAGUGAGGACAUGUUCGACAACGGCAGCUUCCUACGACGACGAAAGCGGUACAAACGACAUACACCCGAUAUGAUGCAGCAACCGACAGCGUUCAUGUCUGGGGCCGACCCGUACUUCCAUCACCACAGUCUCCUCGCUGCCCACGCCCACCCAGCGGCCUUCGGAGCGUCCCCCACGGGCCUCCCGUACCCCUACAUGUCCCCACUGUCGCAUCAUUUCUCCUUCCUCCCGGGGGACUACGCGCGGUCUCAUCUACAGCAUUCAGCCUACUUGUCGGCGGGGUUGAAUCCAAAUGCGUUGGGGCUACCGAGUUCAGGUACAUCGAGUCAGUUAAAAAAGCUGGAAUCUUUGGAAAAACCGGAAAAGCCACCAAGUUCAAGUUCGUCUAAACCUGGGUUUUCUAUAGACAGUAUAAUAGGGACAAGUUCGUCGUCUUCAUCCGCUUCACUCAAUAGUGCAAAUAGUAAACCUAUUAUUUCAUCAUCUUUAGCACCUUCAUCAAUGCAAUCGUUGAGACCAAGUCUAUCAACGGGGCUGCCCUCCCUGGCCCUACCACACUCCCUGGCAUCUUUCAGGACCGGGGGCAUCAUGGACGUACCUCGGCCCGGGGGUAGUGCAUUUUCUCCGCUGGCCGGGGCAAUGUCAGCAAUGACACCACUUGACUUAGAAAAGUAUCGUCAAUAUGUGCAAGCAUGUGCCAUACCUACCUGGCCGCGGUAAACUUCAAAGAGAACGCUCAGGUGUUCAGUAAAUUUGAAAACUUUGAUCUCGUGAGAUUCAGUGGCCAAGCCGGGUCCGACCCGACUCUUGGACCCCCAAGUCCGGAGAGUGACCGCAGAGUGCUAAAGAUUAGCGGUGGAUCAAGCUAAGAUGGGACUAAUUGGCAAGGGAUGAAGUGGUGAACAUUUUCUACAUUCCUUUCUGGAAGCAUAUGUGCAAAUACUGUUCCGAUAUGUACAAGGCCGUUUUUGCAAUUGACAUGAGAACCAAAAUGCCAAAGACAAUUUAUGUGACUGAAAUCAGUGUUUGUUCUGUGACUGUCACGGUGUUUGUAAGUAACUUGUUUAUUUCUACCCUUAUCUAUAUCAAUCGUUGAUAACGUGCCGUAGACGGCUCUUUCAGUGGCGAUCACUUGUCAGUUUCACGUGUUCAUGUCACGCGAUGAAAUGCAUUGCAAUAUAUGUUAGUUACAAUCUAGUCGGAAGUUAUACGCUUAGAAAUUGACACUUUAAUACUUGUCUAGAGUUUGUCGAAACAUUUAUGGACACUUUCUCAUGUUUGUCGUUCGGAGGUUUUUGUUUCAAAUAGUAUUUAAAUUCAAAUAUUCGUUGAAUUUCCACUUUCAUCUGCCGUAAUGUAUGUGUGUAUGGAUGAUAGAAACUUACCUCAGAUCAUGUUGUAUACCAGCGAAAUAGUCGAGGGAAAAUGUGCUUUCAUAGCUGAAUUACAAUCAAAAUGUUUAUUCGUGUAAAUUGUAUAGAUAAUUUAAAAUUGAUUACAAGUGCUGUGACAUGUACAAACUGCCAGUACAAUAA
Haliotis rubra (blacklip abalone) is the source of this 2024-nucleotide messenger RNA. RefSeq names its product forkhead box protein D3-A-like. Bases 1 to 1209 code for a protein of 402 amino acids. NCBI's taxonomy places the organism in Eukaryota, Metazoa, Mollusca, Gastropoda, Lepetellida, Haliotidae. The transcript has 2 exons. Gene Ontology annotation, biological process: cell differentiation; anatomical structure morphogenesis; regulation of transcription by RNA polymerase II. Gene Ontology annotation, molecular function: DNA-binding transcription factor activity, RNA polymerase II-specific; RNA polymerase II cis-regulatory region sequence-specific DNA binding. The record is from RefSeq and is a predicted model, not a curated record.